AAGUGCGUACCUUUGUUACAAAUAAACAGCUGUUGUAUCGUGCAGGUUCGUCGCGCGACCUCAAGUGCGUUAUGUGCGACGGCAAUCACGCGUUGUUCUCGUGCAUUAAAUUUCUUAAUCUACCUGUACAAGAUCGACAUACAUUCGUUUCGAAUAAUAAAGGUGCAAUAUGCCCAAAUUGUUUGCGUGCCGGACAUACUAUACAAGAUUAUCAGUUCGGGUCGUGUAAACAAUGUUCACAAAAACAUAACAGCUUAAUUCAUACAGAUAGCAGCGCGAGUUGUAAUUCACUUCGUUUUAUGCCUACAGUUGCGCACACUAAAGCGCACGACGCUCUGACUCGCACCGCGACAGACGGUGCGCAUGCUAACACUUCUUUAUUAAAUACACAUUCAAACAUUUCUUAUCACACAAAGCAAGCCGUGCAGUCUAAUACAUUAGAACAGGUUUUGCUCUCAACAGCACUCGUUGAAGUAUGUAAUAACAAUAAUACAUACAUAGCUGCGCGCGCCCUCCUCGAUAGUGGAAGCCAGCGAUGUUUUAUUACAGAUGCGUUAUGCAAAAAAUUACGUUUAUCUACUAUACAGUCCACUCUCACCAUAACAGGCAUAGGUAACAGCGUCAUGCGAUCAGAACAGUCCUGUGACCUUGUCAUGCGUUCAAGAACUAGUAAUUUUAGUACACUACUAAAUUGUUCCGUUUUGCCUAAAAUUACAUUUCGUUUACCAAAUAGUCAUAUUGACUUUAACUCGUUACAAAUACCGCAACACGUUAAGCUCGCGGACCCAGAAUACAAUAUACCCUCUGAUAUAGACAUAUUGAUUGGAGCGGAUGUAUUUUGGAAUUUAUUACAAGAAGGUUUAUUGCGGUUACCUGGUGGGCCUUACCUACAAAAUACACAUUUAGGCUGGAUUAUUUCGGGUACGUUUUCCGCUAAUAAAUGUUUAAAAAAUAAUUAUACACGUAACAAUAUGAUUUGUUGCUCACUUUCAACUUCAUUAGAUAAUCAAUUAAGACGUUUUUGGGAAGUAGAGGAGGUUGACGGCGGUAAAUCGGCUAGUAACAUUUACACAGCAGAUGAUAGGUUGUGUGAAGAGCUUUUUACGUCCACCACCACCCGUGACUAUGACGGUAGAUUCGCGGUGCGAAUGCCGUUGCGUGAAUCAGCUGACUCGCUUGGCGAUUCUUACGAGUUAGCCAAAAAUAGGUUUCUGUCGUUAGAAAAAAGGUUAGAUCGUUCACCCGAACUGAAGUGUAUGUACUCUGAUUUUCUUAAGGAAUAUUUAACAUUAGGUCACAUGACACGUAUUGAUACAUUUUCAUCGCCUUAUUAUUUCUUACCGCAUCACUGCGUACAACGAGAAAGUACCACACUACACACAUUUUGUGGCGGGAAAAUAAACAAGAUCCGUUAUCUGUGUAUCAGUUGA
Molecule: messenger RNA, 1430 nt
Organism: Trichoplusia ni (cabbage looper)
Lineage: Eukaryota; Metazoa; Arthropoda; Insecta; Lepidoptera; Noctuidae
Exons: 2
Coding region: 72-1430 (452 amino acids)
Source: RefSeq, a predicted model, not a curated record